AUGCCACCAACAAGUCUUGCGAAGCGCGACUGUCAAGUGCAGUUGGUCAGCAGUGAUGAUGAUUUUCUUUUUUCUUUGGCUAUUGAGUCACGCGAUUUCGAAUUAUUUUUCGAAAACUUCACUUGCUCUCGCCUUCCGAACAGCAACUCCGUGGCGAGCAAUUAUCUGCAAACUCUCAAUUGCGGCCUCAGCAAGAAUGCCAAACGACGCACAGUGCAAAUGGAAUUAUCAUUUAAACGCGAUUUGAGCGAUUUCGAGUUGAACGUGUUGAUUGUGUUGCCGCGCAGGCGCGCCGCUGACUUUGUACUGCUCAAUAUCAGCUACAUUAAUGGUUGUGAUUUCCUUGCCAAUCGUCAUUUGGUCACACUCUUGCAAAUCGGACGUAAGACAAUCGAUAAAUAUGGUAAUUUUCCGCAGCGUUGCCCUUUUCAAAGCAACACAGGCUACUACAUACGCGGCUAUCGUUGGGGUAUGGACACGUUGCCGGCCUUCGCGGUGCAGACUACGGUGCAUAUUCACUUUGAAUAUCUCGUUAAUGGUCACAUUAUUGUGGAGGGGCACAUCAAAAGUCGCUUGGAUUUGAAGUCGGGCCGCAAGGAGGCGGCAACCGGUUGGUUUGCUGUAGACUGAGCAUGAGUAAAGAGGCCAAGCGCACAUAUAAAAAUGUAUAUAAA
Ceratitis capitata (Mediterranean fruit fly) is the source of this 674-nucleotide messenger RNA. RefSeq lists its product as uncharacterized. The record is from RefSeq and is a predicted model, not a curated record. The transcript has 2 exons. NCBI's taxonomy places the organism in Eukaryota, Metazoa, Arthropoda, Insecta, Diptera, Tephritidae. Bases 1 to 630 code for a protein of 209 amino acids.